CUUUUCUCGAAUCCAGGCUCCCUGUGCGUAGGACUCAGGCAAUAAUGGGUGCUGGUCGAUGACAGGAACAAAAGACCUGAGAAAUCCUGAGAAACUGUCAGGGAGUUUGAUCGGACAAGCGGGGUAUUGGCGGUUUCAGGUGCUCUUGUUCACCGAAGGAUUUGAGAGAUCCCCCACAGAAAGGUUGGUCUUAUAGGCAUACAUAGCAUGCAUGGAGUGUUUGGGUUUUCUGAAGACAAUCAGGAGGUCCGGGAUGUGGUCCACCCCCUUGAGGCAGGUCCAAGAUGUCAAGGGAUGUCAGCACAAGGUCGAAUCCAGAGGUGAAUCCAUGGGAAUCCUGUGGCAUGUCUUGAUAGAAGUUGGCUUCAUAUGUGGUACUGAAUAUUUGCAGAAAUGUUUAUCCUGUUGAUUCCUUUUGCAUCCUUUUUGCCCUUUUUCUGCUCCAGCCUUUAACGGGCCACGUAGCCUGUUUUUCAUGCACAGCCAAGCUGUGCUGAUUGCAGGUGGAGAAUGACCAUUCCGCAAAACAGAGCAGGAUGGGCCAUCGCAACGCCCCAUGCCUUGUCCGUGAGCCGAGACGAACGGCGGCGCGCCCUCAGCGAGGUCUCAAGGCGCAAGAAUCCCAUCCCAGGCUACACAGGCCAUUUGGAUGGUCACAAGGUGGAGAAUGUCUUCGGGGCCACCUUUGGAGAGGCACUCCUGGUGGGUGAAGCAGCCAGACACCGGCGUGCGCGGGGCUGCCAACCUGGUGAUGAUGUGGUCACGCGGCGGACGGCUCGGACUCAUAAUUUUGACAAUGGCUCCUUGAACACGACCUGGGGAAGCAAGUUGGGGCAUGACGAGCCGUUGGCAAAGACCACCUCUGUGUUCCACAACCAUCGUGGUCAUGGAAUCCGUGCUGGCGCCGCCGUGCCCGGCUACUGCGGUUUCAUCCCCAGCAAGGUGGCCGGGAAUUGCUUCGGCAAGCGCAUGGCCCUCGACAACCUCCACGCCACAGAGAUGCGGAAGAUCAACGACGAGGGUGCAGAGUGGCGCACCAACUGGAUCGUGGCCAGCGAAACAAACAAGAAGAGGUUAGCGCACGGGGCCUUUGCCGCAGGGAGCCUCAUGGAGGUGCAAAGCAGGAAGCUGUUGGGAGCUAGGACCUAGGAUUUUAUAAUAUGAGGCAGAAGGAGAAGGUCAUUGAAGUCCAUUGCCAUCACAGCUAACCUAUGCUAACCUCAGAGACGGCUCAAGAGCCUGCACCGUGCUGCGCCGAAGAAAGCUCUGGAAGUGUUCCGAGUCGUUGGUUAAGGCUCCCAGUGGAGCCAUGACUCUUGGUGUUUUUCUCUUUCAUGAAACAAACAUGACCCAGACACAUCCAGGAUUUGCUAUGGAACUGGAACUCUUCACAUCUAUUCACCGAUGUUUCUUGGGGUGACACAGGGUGUUUCAACGGAUUCAUGGAUGACUUUCAGGGCUCCAUAUUCUGAGGGCCAUGGGUGACGUUUGAGGUCAAGGAGAACUUCCAGUUCACUCGGGAAGCUCCCACCCGAGAGGCACCUGGCAGCACAUGGAAACUUUACGAACCUCCGACAGCGCAGCAGUGGAUCAGAUACUGAUUUGGCUGCUGAUCAGCCUCAGGACUGGCAGUUCAAGUGUGAGCUCUGGGAG
Durusdinium trenchii is the source of this 1653-nucleotide messenger RNA. The record is from the annotation of a GenBank genome assembly. Lineage: Eukaryota; Dinophyceae; Suessiales; Symbiodiniaceae.